Arachis duranensis is the source of this 2115-nucleotide messenger RNA. RefSeq names its product receptor-like protein EIX2. Lineage: Eukaryota; Viridiplantae; Streptophyta; Magnoliopsida; Fabales; Fabaceae. The record is from RefSeq and is a predicted model, not a curated record. Bases 1 to 2115 code for a protein of 704 amino acids. Gene Ontology annotation, molecular function: protein binding. The transcript is spliced from 2 exons.
AUGAUGAGCAAUUACUUUCUGAAAUGGGAUUAUGCAUUAUUAGUGGUGCUUAUUAUGUUGUAUGAUGCAGGAUUAAUCCAUGGGGAAGUUACAUGCUUAGAGAAUGAGAGGCAAUCACUCCUCCGCUUCAAACAAGGCAUAGAUGAUCCCUUGGACAUUCUGUCAACAUGGAGGGACGAUGAUUGUUGCAAAUGGCAGCGAAUUACAUGCAGCAACCAAACAGGUCAUGUACUCCGCCUUCAUCUCCGUGGAUCAUAUUCACAUUAUUUAUUUGGUCAAGCCAAUACCUCCACGUUGAUUGACUUGCAAAAUCUUCAACAUUUAGAUCUCAGUUCCAAUAGAUUUCUUAAUAGUAAUAUCUCAGAAGACAUUGGCUUGUUUACCAAGCUAAGACAUCUCAAUCUGUCAUAUUCCGAGUUUCGUGGGAGUAUUCCUUAUCAACUAGGCAAGCUUACACAUUUACAGUAUUUGGAUCUCAGCUACAAUUUUCUUGAUGGAGUUAUCCCAUAUCAACUCAAACACUUGGGACAACUACAAUAUCUCUGUCUUCAAGGGAAUAGUGAUCUUUCAGGAGCAAUUCCUUUUCAAAGUGGUGAUCUUCCAUUGCUGCAAACUCUCAAGCUCGGUGGUGACUUUGAUCUUGAAACUAAAGGUGCAGAAUGGGUGUCUAAUCUCUCCUUUUUAAAUACUCUUGACUUCACGUCAAUGAGUCUUGGCAACUCUCACCACUGGCUUCAAAUGAUUCGUGCUAUUCCAAAUUUAUCACUAAGGCUCCCAAAAGGAGGAUCUACAGAUUUGAGUUCAAAUCAAUUCGAGGGUGUAAUUCCAUCCUUUUUGCUACAUUUUUCUUGGUUGAUUCUCUCUAGAAACAAAUUUUCAAAUGUAUCAUCACUGUUGUGUCAAGAGAACAACAUUGGUAGGGAAUUGGGCACUCUAGAUUUAUCAAACAAUCAAUUGAAGGGUUCAUUGCCUGAUUGUUGGAAAUCUUUAAGCUCGCUAUUGUUUCUUGAUCUAAGUAAUAAUAACUUGACAGGGAAGAUUCCACCAUCCUUGGGCUCCCUUGUCAAAUUGGAAGCUUUGGUCUUACGAAGCAAUGGAUUCAUUGGCAAACUACCUUCUAGUUUGAAGAACUGCACCAGUUUACUUUUGUUGGAUGUCAGUGAAAAUUUGCUGUCAGGUCCAAUACCCUCUUGGAUCGGUGAGAGUCUACACCAAUUGAUAGUUUUGAGCAUGUCAGGAAAUAGUUUCUCUGGAAAUAUUUCUAAGCAUCUCUGUUACCUAAAGAAAAUUCAACUGUUGGAUCUUUCAAGAAAUAACUUAUCAAAUAAAAUUCCAACAUGUUUAAAGAAUUUCACUGCAAUGUCCCAAAAGAGCGUCAACUCAACUGAAAACACACGUCUUAUAUAUUGGCACAACAGUACUUAUUAUGAGACUUAUGGUUUAUUUAUUUCUAGAUAUAUAUUUAACAUAACAAUAAUGUGGAAAGGUGUUAAAUGUGGAUUGAAGAAUCCAGAGUUGCUUCUUAAUAGCAUUGACCUCUCGAGCAAUCAUUUUACUGGUGAAAUCCCAAAUGAGAUUGUGUACUUGGUUGGAUUAGUUUCUUUGAAUCUUUCAAGAAACAAUUUGAGUGGAGAAAUUCCUUCUGAAAUAGGGAACAUAACUUCACUAGAAUCCCUAGACUUAUCAAGAAACCAUAUAUCUGGCACAAUCCCUUCAAGUCUUUCCGAGAUUGAUAAUCUAGGCAUGUUAGAGUUGUCAAACAACUCUCUUUAUGGAAGAAUCCCACCUGGAAGACACAUGGAUACCUUUGAUGCAUCUAGCUUUGAAGGAAAUCAUAAUCUUUGUGGUACACAACUUAACAAAACUUGUCCUGGAGACAUGCCAGAAGUAAAGCCUGAAGAACCAACAACACAUGAUGAUGCAGAUGACAAUUCAGACUUUUAUGAAGCAUUACACAUGAGCUUAGGCUUUGGAUUUUUCACUGGCUUCUGGGGUCUUUUAGGGCCAUUGUUGUUUUGGAGGUCUUGGAGAAUUGCUUAUCUCAGAUUCUUGAACAAAGUGGCGGACUACAUAUAUGUGACAGUGGCAGUAUAUGUAGCAAAAUUUCACAAGUGA